AGGAGAAUGUUGUGUGUAAUAGUAGCUAUUCUUCUCUUGUCAAUAUUUUCACAAGCCACCUUUGCUGAUCAACCUGAUGGCAAAGGUAAAAGCAAGCAGGUCGACGCGGUGACUCAAGAUCCCGGUUAUGUUGUGUUGGAUCCAUUGCCGGGUACGGUGCAAGAACGCGCGUUCUGCACGACUCCAGGAGUUUGUUACUAUAGAACACUCACUUGUCCAGUUGAGUGUCCUCAGAGGAAGCCUAGACAGAACAAGAAGCAGAAGGGAUGCUAUAUCGAUUGCGGCAGCAAGUGUGAAGCAACUUGCAAGUGGAGACUACCUAGGUGUGAUGGUUAUGGUGCUCUAUGCUACGAUCCCAGAUUUGUGGGCGGUGAUGGAGUGAUGUUCUACUUCCAUGGAUCAAAGGACACUGACUUCGCUAUUGUCUCAGACGACAACCUCCAUAUUAAUGCGCAUCUAAUUGGUACACGACCAAAGGGAAGGAAGCGUGACUUUACAUGGGUUCAGAAACUGUCAGUCAUGUUUGACGCCCACACAUUAGUCGUAGGAGCAAAGGAAGUGUCGCACUGGGAUGAAAAGGUUGAUGCACUUACAGUACAGUGGAACAGUGAGACAGUUGAUGUCCCGACAGAAGGAGAUGCAGAAUGGAGUGUCAACACUGCUGAGAGAUCAGUGGUGGUCGAAAGGACAGACGAUCUUAACAGUGUGAGGGUGACAGUUUCCGGAUUGUUGCAACUGGAUGUAAAGGUAGUCCCCAUCGGAGAGAAAGAAAACAAAGUUCACAACUAUCAGCUACCAGCAGACGAUGCAUUUGCUCACUUGGAGACACAAUUUAAGUUUUUCAAUCUAUCCAAACACAUCGAAGGAAUUCUUGGUAAGACUUACCAGCCGGGCUAUGUUAGUCCAGUCAAGAGAGGUGUGCCAAUGCCAAUCAUGGGCGGAGAAGACAAAUAUCAGACAAAAUCACUCCAUUCAGCUAUCUGCAACAAAUGCAGGUUCCAAAGAUCCUCAAGCGUUGCUUCAGCUUGACGAUAUAAAGAUAUUAACCAAUAAGUGUAAUAUCGGCCAAGUUAACUGUACCUGUAUUGUUUUUUAACCUACGAUAAAUCUGAUUGUAUUUGGAUAUGUUACUAAAUAUGUGAAUAAAGGAUGCGAAAUUCAUGCACAA
Messenger RNA from Capsicum annuum, 1168 nucleotides. RefSeq lists its product as uncharacterized. Bases 7 to 1029 code for a protein of 340 amino acids. NCBI's taxonomy places the organism in Eukaryota, Viridiplantae, Streptophyta, Magnoliopsida, Solanales, Solanaceae. The transcript is spliced from 2 exons. The record is from RefSeq and is a predicted model, not a curated record.